Molecule: messenger RNA, 1362 nt
Organism: Conger conger (European conger)
Lineage: Eukaryota; Metazoa; Chordata; Actinopteri; Anguilliformes; Congridae
Exons: 8
Coding region: 307-921 (204 amino acids)
Source: RefSeq, a predicted model, not a curated record
AACACGGUGAGUUUACGUUAUGGUUCCAAAAUCUACACUGCUACCUCAGUGGAAACGUGUCCGCACGUGACUUUUGCAGUGAAAUAAAUCCACAGCCUAGUUUUGUGUUAAGCACCCAAACUUUAAAAAAUGAAAGAUUUGGUACAUCGCAGCCAAAACGAAGAAACAAUUUAGGAAAAUAAUCUGUGUUUGGCUGUGGGCUAGUAAUCAUAGCUACGCUCCACAAGAUGGCAGUAAAUGUUUAAAACUGUUGCUUAACAACCAGUCCAAACAGCAUUUCCGAAUCUGGAUUUUCAUCAAAAGACCAUGUCAAACCAGGUCAUGGAGGGCGCAGUUAAACUGCUGGGUCAGAACUUGUCUGCCCUUCCGCAGAUGAUGCCGGAUGGUAGCUGCAGUGAAAGAGCUAGGCCAGGUGAGAACUUGCAGAGUAAAAGGAGAGUUGUCAGGAGAAUCUGCUUUGAGGAGUACUUGGAAGCAUGGCUGAAGCUGGCUACAACUGGGACAAGAAUGCAAAUGGGAAAUCUGACUUUGGAGGAGCUACUCAAGUAUCAGGAGGAAUUUACAAUGCAUUGUGGGUCGCAAAACAAGUCUUCAGAGACUCAAUGCCACAAUAUGUCAGUCAAGGCUCAAUCAAGCACUGAAUGCAGCUUGAGCAAGCAGUCAGACAAGCUGAAGAAAACCUGCACUAAGAAAGACCGGAAACUUGAAAGACUUAACCGAAUGAAAAAUAUUUACCUGCUGUAUCGAACUCAAGACCAACAAGCGUCAGAAUGGAGGGAACUCCCAUCCAGCGGUGGUGGAACUGCAGGCCCUGACCCACAGGAGCACUGGGAGACUGAAGUCGACACCCUUGUAGCCUGGACACACACCUUGUCAGUCAAGGAAAUGGAGGGGGAAUUACCUCAAGACGCAGUUUCUUAAAUGGGCAGUUCAUUUUCUGGGGUGUUUUCCAUAUUUGAGUUUUAGUAUAUGUUUGCUGCAUGUCAUUGAUAAUUAAAUUCAGCUGAUUGAACACAGCCAGGCUUGAUUGCAGCAAUCCCCGCUGAAUCUAAACUAUGCUCAUAUUGAACCUUACCAUCAGAAUGAAGUAGUCACCAUAAAAUGCAUAUGAACACACUAUGCCACAAUCAAAGGACAUUUUGGAGGGUUGAGGAAAAAAGCUGUUGAAAUAUAUGUGUUACAAAGCCAUGUCUAAGGCUCUGGGACUCCACCAAAACACAGUGAGAGUCAUUAUCUCUAAAUGGAGAAUACUUGAACCUGUGGUGAAUCUUCCCAGGAGUGGCUAGCCUGCCAAAAUUUCUCCAAGGAUGCAGUGACAACUCAUCCAGGAAGCAAAGAUCUCAGGAGAACAUCCAAGAACUG